AUGGAGAGUGUUGUAGCUCUGCUGCUGUUGCUGCUCUGCUGUCUGUCUGGAGCCCAGGUCCACAGAGACGGAGUCAGCGUGAAUGAGAUCCAGCAGUUUGACUAUGAGGAUGGAGAAAGCAGAGGGAGUGACAUUCAGGUUGACAAGCAAAGAGCGGAAGCUGCAGCCUCAACACACCGCCAGCAAACCUGCCAGCCUGACAUCCACACUGUGCUGAGAGAGAUGAACACAAUGAUGGUGGAGCAGAGAGUUGAGCUGAGACACACAAAGACUGAACUGGGAGCCAUGGAGGCCCGACUGAGAGCCAGUGAGAGCCAGGUGGAGGAACUGAAGUCCAAAGUGGAGGAACAGACUAGAAGGAAUGAAGGUUAGCACAAUAAUACUGUAGUUAAUAAUACUACAUAUAGAUUAUUUCAUAAGUAUGUGACUGUUUAUCUCACACAUUGUUUUGUGCAUCUUAUUUCAGCACAAGCAGUGGAACUAAGCUCAAUGGAGACUCGUUCUAACAUAACUGAGAGCCACGUUGAAGUUCUGAAGAGACAUAUUGAAGGUAAUAUUUAGAGUAAUGUUUGAAAAACGUUUUACCAUAACGUUUGUCACCAGUAGUGAAACAGCAGAGCAGUAAUCUUUCCUAUGUGCAUAAAGCCUAGCUAUUUUUAUUUUUUAACCAGGCAAGUCAGUUCAGAACAAAUUCUUAUUUACAAUGACGGCCUACACCGGUCAAACCCGGACGACGCUGGGCCAACUGUGCGCCGCCCAAUGGGACUCCCAAUCACGGCCGGUUGUGAUACAGCCUGGAAUCGAACCAGGGGGUCUGUAGUGACGCCUCAAGCACUGAGAUGCAGUGCCUUAGACCGCUGCGCCACUGUUAACCACUGACAAGAUGGUUUCAUUAUGAUCAUCUGAAUGACUGACCUUAUUGUUGAUGACAUGUCUGAUAUGACCCAGAGGUAUCAAUAUUAUUGCGUUUGCAGUGACCAGUUUGAUAAAGUAAUAUCGACUCAUCUACAUUUCACAGACAGAAAGGUGGCUUUCUCAGCCUCACUUGGAGGACCUGCUUUUAGUGGACAAGUUGGACCCUUCAACACUGGAACCACCCUGGUCUACAGACAUGUCUACACAAAUAUUGGCAAUGCUUAUAACCCCACUACAGGUACAGUACAUAAUACACAUCACCUGUUGUCACAGGCACUUUGCAACCAAAUUAUAUAUAGUGUCAUGCUUUAUGUUAAUCUGUUUAAACAUCUACAAAAAAAGCCUAAAUGUUGUGUUCUGAUACAGGGAUCUUCACAGCACCAGUGAAAGGACUCUACCUGUUCAGGUUUUACGUCUUUGCGUGGGGUGAUGAUUCAGUUCCUACUACCACGUUUAAGAAUGGACAUCAAAUAGCUAUGGCAUACGCUCGCCAAGCUGCUGGUAGUGUUAAUUCCUCCAAUGGAGUGUCACUCCUGCUGGAG
Molecule: messenger RNA, 1457 nt
Organism: Coregonus sp. 'balchen'
Lineage: Eukaryota; Metazoa; Chordata; Actinopteri; Salmoniformes; Salmonidae
Source: the annotation of a GenBank genome assembly